UAUGCAUGUGAAGGCAGGCGAGCGAAUACUUUUGGCAAUAUAGGGUAUGUACUGUAUGUAACUGUCUAAUGUGGGAUUUUUUAUUAAAUUUUUUAUUUAUCUAAACACUAAAAUAUUUAGUGCUUUUCUGAGAAAUAACAGUUUUUUUAUUGCAAUUACUUAAAACAAUACGAAAUAAAAUACAAAGCACAUAAAUUACAGUAAAGGAAAACAAAGGACAAUUAAGUAUUAUUAAUAUGCGAGUACAAAAUAAAGGAAAACGAAAGAAAACGUGAAUUGCUUAUACACAGAGUUUUAAAAAGUGAGGUUUUAUUGUUGAACAGACUGAGCCAGACAGUUAUGGUGCAGAAACACACAGCUCAACGACUUCCGCUUUCAAUAAACAAGAUCUCUAGAGUGACAGCUUCCUGGUCCAAUCAGCGCCUUUGAAACUGUUCACGUGAUUCAGAAGGCUGGCUGCACACACAAUGAGAAGAGAACGGCGAACGGAGAUUAUUUAUUUUUUUAAGAUAGAAUCCCUGACGCUUGGCGUUUAUUAAAAUAUAUGAUCGGCUAAAUAGUUGCAAAAAAAGUUGGGAAUCAUCCAGGUUGUUUCUAAAUUCGGGAGAAAACGGCUUUGAAGAGGCUCUAACGAUCCUGCAGAUGGUGCACGAGGGACUGUCAGGGCGGUAACGCACGCGAAAGAGAGCGCGAGGGAAAGAAGGCCCUCGCCUGCGCGCGACAGACCUGCGGGGAUAAGUGAAGAGCGCCGCCUAAAGACUCGCAGCAGAGCCGCGGACACCGCAGGGCGCUCGGACAACAGUCCGCGGAAUAACCGAGAGCGCCGCCAAACGCUCGUCACGGGGCAGAACGUCUUUUAUAAGACGAAAAAAACCCGGGGUUGUUUUUUUUUCCCCCCACGAACCGCGUUAAUACGGCUAAAUAACAUGGUGUAGCGUUUUGUUUGUAAUGGCUGCGUCAGACUUGCGCAUAUAACGGCCGCGUUAAACUAUAUGGCAAAAUAAUUAUAUCCCUGCGUUGUGUUCGUGCUGUUUUGAGGGUCAAUGAUUAACUCGCGUGAUCGCAUUAUUAUUAUCUAUACAUAUAAUAAAGCUGUAAAGGUGACGUGUCAUUGAAGAUAUUUACGGAAAAAAAUAUUUAGGGGACGUAAGAUGAGUAAUAGGGCAUAUCAAGAUGUUUUUUGGAUUUUAUGUCUGUCUGUCUGUCUGUAUGUUUGUGCACGCAUCACGUUAAAACUACUAAAUGAAUUAUAAUGUGGUUUUCACAGGUGUAUUUGUCCGAGCUUGAGGUAACAUAUAGGCUUUGUUUCAUCGCAGUCGGCUCACGGCGAGAAGACAUGCUAUUUUGAAAUUUAAAUGUAAAACAGCCUUAGCUAAGAAAACAAAAUAGUGCGCCACACAUGGUGCUGGACGUAUUGUAAAGCUAGUAAUGGAUAUAAAAUAGGUGGUUGUGGUUGGUCUUUCGGCUGCUCCCGGCAAGGGGUCGCCACAGCGGAAUGUCCAGUCUGCACUACAACUUGGCACAGGUUUUACGCCGGAUGCCCUUCCUGACACAACCCUUCCAUUUUAUCCGGGCUUGGGACCGGCACAGCAUCCAGACAUAAAAUAGGAAAUCAUAAAUAAAAAAAAAUAGAUCAUCUUAAAAUUUAACAUGGGGCAUUUUAAAUUAUUUUUUCACGCUUAUGAGUGUGCAAUUGAAAUCUACCUAAUAGAAUCAAUCUCGCAGCAUCAUUCCGCGCACAUCACAGUAAGGUAAAAAAUUUUAGUUAAUUUCAAAAUUCAACAGGUGGCGCUAUAAUUUUUUUAAGUGUGCAAUUGAAAACUAGUUAAUAGGCGUGAUCUUGCGUCUUUACAUUCCACGUUUUCUAUAGGAAGAACGUUCAAAUAAACACUACUUCAUUUACUUGACUCGAAAAAAUUGUAUUAAAUAUACUAUUUGCUUUUUGAUUUGAAUAAUAUUGCUGUUUAGAAAGUUUUGUCGCUCUUACUUGACUAGGCUUAAAAUGCAGUUUUAAUGGCUUUCGCUUUGUAAUUUGGAUAUUGUUUAUUGAAAAUUUUCAAGUACUUUACCUACUUAUAGGUUUUUUUGGGGGGUAAGACAAUGCCUUCAAGAAAAAAAUCAAGUCUUUCUCAGUAUUCCAGAAAUGCUAAAAGGAUGAGAGCGAUUAGAUCCCGAGAAUCCGAUGAAGAUCGUGAGGCGAGACUCGCUGCUGCUCGAGAGCGUCAGGCCGCAGCUCGCUCUCUGGAAACUUCUACCCAGCGUGAAUCCCGGCUGUGUGCUCAGCGCAUUCGCACAGCUGCUUCUCGAGCGCUCGAAAGCAGUAAGGAACGUGAAGCGCGGCGUACCGCCGAUCGGGAGCGCCAUACAUUGUCUCGUGCUUUAGAAACCUUAACUGAAAGAGAAUCUCGCUUGAGUUCUCAGCUUGUCCGUACAGCUUUUUCUCGCUUGUUUGAAAGCAACAAGGAACGUGAAGCACGACGAACCGUUGAUCGUCAGCGUCACGCCGAGUCUCGCGCCUUUGAAACGUUUACACGACGUAAGGGGCGCUUAAGUGCCGAUCGCAAUCGCCAUAAUAUUGCCAGAGCUUUCGAGAGCGAAGACCAAUACCGCCGACAAUUGGAAUCAGCCAGGGAGAACUAUGAGCGCGCGCGUCAAGAUCGUGAGGAUUUUUUUUUGUUUGAAAGGGAGAGAAUAGGUGAGACGUGGCAGGCGGAAACUGAAAAACAACGCCAAGCUCGACUUCGUCACUCUUUUGAUAUUAUUUCGAUUUCAUCUCAAGAUUCUGAUGAGUCUCAAGAAGAUGGUGCAGUAAAGUAUGAACUUCCUUGGAUUGUAAAGGAUUACGUCCUACAGCCAGAUGGCUCCGUCACCCCUGUGGCCAAAGUGCAAAAUCUGGUGCUGGAUGAACAGAGAGCUGGGGAGAUCCUGUCGUUAGCCCAGGCUCUUCGAGAGCAGCAGACUCUGUCCAAGCCUACGGCGUCACCCAGAGCGACUCUUCUUUCAAGCGGCCAGUGCCUGCCCGGCUCCACUUCCGCUAUGCUCCGCCUCCAGUUCUGCUCCGCCCAAGCCAUCGCAGACGGCUCGGCGUCGACGACCGUUCGCAAAACCAAGCUCCUCCCUUCGCUUCUCCCGACUGAGCCGAUCAGGCUUGAGAACGGCAUCACGACUCUUAACCUCCUCCCCGAUGUUGAGCACACCGACCUGGGGAAGCAGGCAGGGGAGGAGGUGUUGAUCAUUCACCCGUACGAGUGCUCCGAGUGCAACCUGCUGUUCAGCACUCCUGAAGAUUUUCUUCACCACCAGGGGGAGCACUUUCUGGCUCAGGACAAAGAGAGCGGAGGCACCGGGGUCAUGUUGGGCUACGAAGACGUCACCAGAGUGAGAGCCGAUGAGGGACGGAAAGGUGACGCGAGAGAGGAGGGGAGUAGAGCAGAGCAGGGGAAAGGCCAAGGAGGGCGGCGUUCGUAUACGGCUCGGUUGGCCGAUCUGGGAGUCACCUCGUCCAUCUCGUCCGUCAACCUGCGCUGCGAGGAGUGCAAGAGGACGUUCACCACGGCCAAUCGGCUGGCCGCGCAUCUCCGGGUGCACGAGCAGGGAACACACGAAUGUCCUGAAUGUGACAAGGUGUUCAAGAAGGUGGGGUCACUCCAUACACACAUGCGCACACACUCCGGAGAGGCCCGCUUCCUGUGUGUGGACUGUGGACACAGCUUCACCACGGAGAUGACCCUCAUCAUACACAGGAAGUCCCACACAUCUGAGCCUCUCCACAGGUGCCCUUUCUGUGCCAAAACCUUCACCAAUAUGACCAAGUUUCUGUACCACCGCCGCACUCAUACUAACCGCGAACCAGUCAGCGCCGCCUCCACAGUUCCACUGACUCAGCGGACGCCUCUGUCUAUUAUGCAGAGGGCGAGAGAGCGAGAGGCCGUGUGGAGAAAACAGAAACAGGCAGCGGUUCCGGCUCCCGAGGCGGAUACGUCCGAGAGCAUUCUCGAGGCCGCGGCUUCUCUUUCUCAGGCUGCCGCAACGGUAGAGAACGGAGUGGAUUCUAAAGAUCCUACGACAGGAGACUCGCAGGCGAAUCUGGACAACGAUCUCGACGCAGGCGUUAUGAAUGAUUCUGACGAAUGGCAGGCUCCCAUUACGGAAGAAGAUAUCAAGUUCCCUUGCUCUACCUGCAGUAAAAGCUUCGCCUCCCGAAUCCGUUUGUUAAGCCACCGGCGAUCUGCGCACUCCAGCGAGCGGCGCUUCAAGUGCAACGUAUGCGGAAAGCCUUUCAAGAAGCAGAUCCACCUGCGGAACCACCUGCGCACGCACACGGGCGAGCGGCCCUUCCAGUGCAGCGUGUGCGGCAAGACCUUUUCCUCACUGGCCAACCUGACUCGCCACGGCCUGACCCACACCGGGGUGCGUCCGUACCGUUGUGACAUUUGCCACCGGGCUUUCACGCAGUCCUCCAACUUGCGGCAGCACCGCCUGCUCCACAGUAACCCCACCCCCUCGGCGUGCCUGGACUGCUCCGCCACAUUUAUCCGGCCGUCGAAGCUCGUAGCCCACAGAUUCCUUAACCACCCGGGAGCACCGGCGCCGUACUGCUGCCCGCACUGUCCCAAAGGGUUCUUGCGCAAGAAGCAGAGGGAUCUGCACUGCCUGGAGGAACAUCCCAACCUGACCCACCCUUUUACAGACUCCGUUAACGAAUCAGGUAAUAAAGGUCAGCAGGCGUCUAUCGAGGGUGUAGAGCAGGCUGUUACUUUGGUCCAGAAGCCAAACUUAGACUGCACGAUUUGUGGAAAGCGCCUGAACUCGAUGGCUAACCUGCGCCUCCAUCAGUUGAGCCACGGACUAGGACCGGGCCGCCCACGUGGUUCCAGCUCAGGCGCUGGGAAAUCGCACCCGUGCCCCGUAUGUGGGAAGUUAUUCGUCUCUGCAUCAAGCGUCACGUUGCACCAGCGCGUUCACACAGGCGAGAGGCCGUACCCUUGCGCCGUCUGCGGCAAGCGCUUCCGGCAGAACACCCACCUGCGCGAGCACCUGCGCACUCACUCGGGCGAGCGGCCGUUCCGCUGCGAGUUCUGCAACAAGGGAUUCGUGCAGAGCAUGCACCUGGUCGAGCACAGACGAACGCACACCGGGGAACGACCGCACACGUGCGCCGAAUGCGGAAAGACCUUCAAGACCAUCUCAAACCUGAGGAACCACCGCAAGACUCACAUCAAGGCGCAACACGAAACAGAGCAAGGCACAGACGCUGACCUGGAGACGACCACAGUGGAGGGUGGCCUUGCGACGCUGGCGGUGGUGAACGCCACAGAUGGGAACUUCUGCUCACAGCCACAACUCAUACAGAUCCAGACUUCUGAUCUAGAGCAGACCCAAGGCACUCCCACCAUCAUGUGUAAUGAGUUUGGAGAAGCGAUAGCGAUCAUCGAGACGAGUGGCGAUCUGGCAGAGGCUAUAGAGCUUUACCACACGGCGCUGGAAGGCGGAAUCAGCAUGGACACCAUCACUUUGGACAACCUGCAGCUCAUGUGAAUCAGGAAGAGCAUCAGGGUCCGAGACCACACCGAGUGAGGACUUGAGAAUGGGUGCUGAGAAUCGAUCUGAUCCACACAAGGGUGGAAACUGCGUCAGUCUGGCGAUUAUCAUCGAUCUUAAAGAUAUAGAGGAGCCUAGUUAGAGUGAUUAACUAACCGAGUGUUUCAGGGAGUGUCGGUCUGUAUUUCUGAGGGAUUUCGGCUCGUGAUUUACAAUCCCGAGCAUCUUAGACUCCAACACACUGAGAAUACCAAACCUGAGCUGGUCUGUGUUAUAACAGUGUUAUAUUAGUGACUCUCAUCAUCGCACCAAAUAGAGAUGAAUAUAGCUGCAGGAUAAGUGCAGACGGCAUCUUUUUUUGUUUUGUUUUUUGUUUAGGACAAUACACUGUUGUGGGGCAUGUUCCUUAAAAGGAACUUUUAAUUUACAAGCAUUGAAUUGAACAGGAAACCAUAGCCACAAGGGAAAACGUCUGAGCAGAUGCAAGCACUCACCUCAGGCACUGUGAUGAUGAGGUAGUGCAUUAAUGCAGACAGAUAAAAAAAAAAUAAAAAAAAGAGUGCCUGUGCUGCUUUUUCCUGAUUUUACCAGUUUACCUCUCAAGGGUCACAAGUGUCUGAAUAUGUUCUUAUUAAUGUUUUUUUUUAUGAUUAAUUAUUAUUAUUGUAUAUCUGGAAUGUCAAAGAUUGUUGUAAAUAAAAAUUUACACUUUGUCUCA
This is a messenger RNA of Clarias gariepinus (North African catfish), 6259 nucleotides long. RefSeq names its product zinc finger protein 526 (gene znf526). Gene Ontology annotation, cellular component: nucleus. Bases 2101 to 5538 code for a protein of 1145 amino acids. Lineage: Eukaryota; Metazoa; Chordata; Actinopteri; Siluriformes; Clariidae. The transcript has 6 exons. Gene Ontology annotation, molecular function: DNA-binding transcription factor activity, RNA polymerase II-specific; RNA polymerase II cis-regulatory region sequence-specific DNA binding. The record is from RefSeq and is a predicted model, not a curated record. Gene Ontology annotation, biological process: regulation of transcription by RNA polymerase II.